AUGUCGGGUAUCAUACACUCCAUCUUCUACAAGAAGAAAACCGUUAACAGUGCUGUAAGUUGGUUAAUCGUGUCAGUUUGGUUACAGUAUUUUCUGCUAUUAUGCUUUAUUACUAAGGCUUAUAAGAUCUUAAAGAAUUGCUUUUAGAGUCAAAAAGCCUUCAAAAGGCAAGGAAUUACCCAAGCGUCCACGAGAAGUUACAAAGCGAAGCCUGCCAUUCCAAUAUCUAAAGACGAGGCUUCAAUUUCAAAAGAUUACGAAAACUACCAAAACGACAAUUCUCUAAACUGGCACGAUGCCAAAGCGUCUUCAGAAUACGGCAGUGCUGAACCCAGCCCUACACAUUAUUCAUCGAGAGUAGCUUUCCCAGAGUCGGAUUCAGAAGAAACGACGGAUUGUGAUUCAGAAUCUGACAAUGAAGCUACGAUAGAAGAGUUCUACGAAAGAGUAGGUUUAAGUCUUUGUAGUUAAUUAUUUCAUAAUAUACUAUUUUAUAUUUUACAUUAUUAUAUAUUCUACUUAAGUAUUAAAUCAUAGUAUACUGAUUUUGUCAACGAAUAAAGUCAUUGUUUAUAUUUAUUUUCCAACCAAUCACGAUGAACCUUUUCAGAAGUACAGAAUCCUAAUAAAAGACCUUCGAAAAGAACUGAACCGUUCUAAGAAGGAAGCCGCAUUUUACUACAAAUUCUACAAGGAAUACGACAAGAUGCUACACAAAUGCGAGAUGCUGAAGCGAGAAGUAUACUAUCUACGACACAAAGUGGCUACAAAGCCUCAGCGAUGCGUAGAACCUCAGCCUCAAGUAGUCAUGCACCGUGUAGGUAGUGCUACUGGUGCUCCAGACAGAUUAUGUUCAGUGAACGAUCUAUGUAGCAUUGAUGAAACCAUUAGUAACGAGGCCUCAACCUUGGCCAUCGAUGAGUUGGACGAGAUUAAAAUAUUCCCAAAGGACGACGAUGAAUUCGAAGUGCCUCGAGAUGACUCGCAAGACAACUGUACCACUUUGGAAGACUCGUUACCUGAUGAGAUUGUGAUUCCAGUGAGAGAUGAAGGAUACUCAACGUGGGGAACUGAAGCCAAUAUGAAGUCAUCGCUUUCGGACUCUGAAUUGUACAAACCUGGCCCAGCGGAGGAAUCGUAUUCAGAUGAGGAGGUAUCAGAAAGGCCGCAAAGAAGCAGAAGACAUAGACAUGUAAGUUUACAAGACUUUGAAAAUAAAAAAAUAACCAAAAAAUAGCAUGAUUAUUAUAUUUAUUAUAACAAGGUUAAUGUAAAAUAUUUAUAGGUAAAUGAUUAUACAAGCGCUGAAGGAACGUCAGAAGAAGAUAACAUCAAGGUAUUGUCCAAACAACUAAGGAGGAAAGGUGAUUGUUUAUAUUACAAAGGCCGAAGGAAAGACAUCGUGUCAGAUGGCAACAAACUAUACAAACGAUUUGGAAAUAAGGAACGAGAUGCCCUCAGGCAGUUCGACUAUCUACAGGAAAUGAGUACAGAUAUCUCGGGGUUCAUCACCUCACCCGACCAAUCGCCGCGUUACAAGUAA
Molecule: messenger RNA, 1543 nt
Organism: Bursaphelenchus okinawaensis
Lineage: Eukaryota; Metazoa; Nematoda; Chromadorea; Rhabditida; Aphelenchoididae
Source: the annotation of a GenBank genome assembly